AUGAGCACGCGAGGGGAGAUGUGUCCUCGGCGCCGCCGCACCUCUCCGCCGCCUGCCUCUCUGCCAGACGACGACGAUCUGCUCCGUGAGAUUCUCCUCCGCCUUCCCUCGCGGCCUUCCUCCCUCCCCCGGGCAUCCCUCGUCUGCAAGCAUUGGCGCUGCCUCGUCGCCGAUCCCCAAUUCCAACGCUGCUUCCGCGACCACCACGGCAAGCCUCCUCUGCUUGGCUUCUUCGUCAACGAUGUAUAUCACCCGUCUCCGUUUGUCCCAAUGCUAGAUCGACCAGAUCGCAUCCCCGGCGCUCGCUUCUCCAUGCCUCUCCACAAGGGCAACCGCAUCAUCGACUGCCGCCAUGGACUUGUACUUCUCCUUAGCUCAAGGCAAAAAACAGGGCCGCCGAUCCGCCUAUUUGUGUGGGACCCCGUCGCCCGCGAGCAACGCCGCGUGAUCCUCCCACCAGAGCUAGACCGCUACCAUAUGUUCAUCUUCAACGGGGCGGUGCUUCGCUCUGCCCGCGGUCACGGCCAUUUCCAGGUGGCCCUGGUAGCCCAUUACGUACUUGCUGGUAAUCCUACAAGAGUUUUCGCAUGCCUUUACUCGUCGGAGAACGGCAUAUGGAGCAAUAUCAACUCACUGCAGCUGCAAAAGUUUGAGGCCACACCAGAAGAAUCCAGUACUUUGAGUGGGAAUUCCAUUUGCUGGUUAAAUCAUGUGGUGGGUCAUGACAAUAGUCGUCGGUAUGUCAUACUUGAGCUGGAUCUGGAUAGGCAAAGCCUAGCUGUGACAGAGCUGCCACCACAAAUAGAAGCCGACUAUGCCUACAAGUUAAGGAUUAUGCCCGCGGAGGAUGGUGGGCUUGGCUUCAUCGUUCUCUCAGGGUUGCAGUUGCACGCCCAAUUAUGGAAGAGAAAGCCUGAUUCUGAUGGUUUGGCUGUAUGGGUGCUCGACAGAACUAUUGAAUUCAAGGGGCUCCCUUCAAAUCGGGAGGGAUACUACCUCUGUUUAGUGGGGUUUGCCGAGGAGAGUAAUGCAAUCCUUUUAAAGUUAGGUCUUUGUUUCUUCAUGGUCUAUCUCCAGUCAAUGGAGUUGAAGAAACUUUCCAAAAUGAACUUCUUAGGUCGCCAUUAUCCAUUUGAAUAUUGCUAUGCCGCAGGACAGAGGGAGUAG
Triticum dicoccoides is the source of this 1167-nucleotide messenger RNA. RefSeq lists its product as uncharacterized. The record is from RefSeq and is a predicted model, not a curated record. NCBI's taxonomy places the organism in Eukaryota, Viridiplantae, Streptophyta, Magnoliopsida, Poales, Poaceae. Gene Ontology annotation, molecular function: protein binding. The transcript is spliced from 2 exons. The coding region runs from base 1 to 1167 and encodes 388 amino acids.